Filobasidium floriforme is the source of this 609-nucleotide messenger RNA. RefSeq lists its product as uncharacterized. Gene Ontology annotation, molecular function: endoplasmic reticulum signal sequence receptor activity; 7S RNA binding. Gene Ontology annotation, biological process: SRP-dependent cotranslational protein targeting to membrane. The record is from RefSeq and is a predicted model, not a curated record. Gene Ontology annotation, cellular component: signal recognition particle, endoplasmic reticulum targeting. The transcript has 5 exons. Bases 1 to 609 code for a protein of 202 amino acids. Lineage: Eukaryota; Fungi; Basidiomycota; Tremellomycetes; Filobasidiales; Filobasidiaceae.
AUGCCUCAAGAAUACUUGGAUAACGAGACGUUCUUAACACGGCUAGAAUCUGCCUUCAAGACAGCGUCCGAAGAGGGGAGCCGAGCGGGGAGUGUAUGGUUGACUCAUAAACGAUAUACAUACCAAGAAGACCCAGCAUCUCCGAAUCAGAACCAGAACGCGAAUCCCGAUGUCGAUGGAGACGUAGACGCAGACGAUGUGGAGAUGGAAGCCGUAAACUCCUCAACCCCAACCACAACUACCGGAGGAGAGAAAGAAUACGAAGUGCUCGUCAGGUGUACGAAUGGGUCUGAUUUGAAUUUCUCUACACGGAUACCCGCCCCCUCCCUCCCACAAUUCCACACCCUCUACGCAUCCUACCUCCGCUCCCAAUUCGCAUCUACCAUGAUCAAACGUGACAAGAAGAAAGAAAAGCUCAAAGCUGAGAAGCGGGAGGCUUGGAAGAAAGACUUGUUGGUGGAUGUUAGGACGGAGAGUCGGGUGGAGGGGACGGGGAAGAAGGUUGGGCAUAGGCAGAGGGCCCGUCGACUACAAGCUCAACGUAAAAAAGAAGCUCAGCGUGAAGAGUUGGAAGAGCGGGAGAGGACUUCGACUAGGCCGGGCGUAUAA